AUGGCCAGGCCAGGCCUGCAAGGCCCCUGCAGGCUCAGGUGUUCCGGGUCUCCAUCCCCUGUCCCUGUGCCCCCCCGCUUCUGUCUGACCCGUUGUGGCUCCAACAGGCUCCCCUUCGCAACCACCCCCACCCCGGCCUCCCAUCUCUACCUCCACCCCCACUGGCCUAAUGCUGUGGCCCCAGAGGACCCAGCUGAGCUGCAGGAGGGCUCAGCCCCCAAAGGAGAAGUGGGGGUGCAUGCUGGGCCCAGCCCCCCUGGCCCACCCCACUUCCCAGGGCAAAGAGGGCCCAAGGUCAUAAUAAGAAGUAAAUAA
Rangifer tarandus platyrhynchus (Svalbard reindeer) is the source of this 315-nucleotide messenger RNA. NCBI's taxonomy places the organism in Eukaryota, Metazoa, Chordata, Mammalia, Artiodactyla, Cervidae. The record is from the annotation of a GenBank genome assembly.